UUCACACACUCUCUCCUCUCUGCUGCUUCUGUCACCGCUCUUUAAUUCUGCUCCAUGAAACCGUUGCAACACUAAGCUUGCUCUUCUUCAUACAAUCACUCAUAACCCUCUGUCUUGUGACCCUUUUCAGUUUUGAUCCUCAAUCUCUACAUAAAUUAUUCUGGUUUUGUGCAUUUCCCCCUGUUAAAAUUUGUUGUUGACUGCUUAUGAGAACAGUUAGGUGUAUUGAACAUUGUGGGGUUGGAAUCUUGUUGUGAAAUUUUCUUGAGAUUAGAGGAGCUUGAAGAGUAAAUGCAUGGAUCGUGGGGACCAAAUGGCGUUGUCUGGUUCUGCAUCUUAUUAUAUGCAGAGAGGAAUGCCUGGUUCUGGAACACAGCAACCUGACUUGCACAAUUCGCCUAGUAUGCGUCCAUUGUCGAAUCCUAACCUCCCAUUUCAGCAAACCAUUGGGGGUAGUACCAUUGGAUCCACGAUGCCAUUGGAAUCUUCGGGGAUGUCGUCUCAAUGUGUCAAUGUUGGUGCCCCUGCUGGAGCUCCUUCCGGAGAACCGGUCAAAAGGAAGAGGGGUAGGCCUAGGAAGUAUGGGCCGGAUGGAACCGUUUCACUGGCAUUGACUCCAACGCCAGCUACUCAUCCAGGAACCAUGACACAACAAGGCCAGAAACGGGGUAGAGGUCGCCCCCCAGGGUCUGGGAAGAAACAGCAGCUGGCUUCUCUUG
Messenger RNA from Arachis ipaensis, 719 nucleotides. The record is from RefSeq and is a predicted model, not a curated record. NCBI's taxonomy places the organism in Eukaryota, Viridiplantae, Streptophyta, Magnoliopsida, Fabales, Fabaceae.